Molecule: messenger RNA, 699 nt
Organism: Vigna angularis (adzuki bean)
Lineage: Eukaryota; Viridiplantae; Streptophyta; Magnoliopsida; Fabales; Fabaceae
Product: LEAF RUST 10 DISEASE-RESISTANCE LOCUS RECEPTOR-LIKE PROTEIN KINASE-like 2.5
Exons: 1
Coding region: 1-699 (232 amino acids)
Biological process (GO): protein phosphorylation
Molecular function (GO): protein kinase activity; ATP binding
Source: RefSeq, a predicted model, not a curated record
AUGUCUAAUGGUUCCCUCGACAAGUUUAUCGGUAAUAAGGGACUAGAAAGCACUUCAUCUUUGAGUUGGGAUAAUCUGUUGCAAAUUGCGAAAGGGAUAGCCAGAGGAUUAGAGUACCUGCACAAGGGAUGCAACACUCGUAUUUUACACUUUGACAUAAAACCACAUAACAUUCUUUUGGAUGACAACUUCUGUCCCAAGAUAUCAGAUUUUGGGCUUGCAAAACGUUGUCCUGGGAAAGAAAGCACUAUUAUUUCCGUUUCAUAUGCCAGAGGAACAAUAGGAUAUGUAGCUCCAGAAGUGUGCAACAAACAUUUUGGAGUUUCACAAAAAUCUGAUGUGUAUAGCUAUGGAAUGAUGCUACUAGAAAUAGUGGGAGUGAGGAAUAAUAGUAAUGAUGAAGCCACUCAAACAAGUGAAUACUUCCCAGAUUGGAUAUACCGAAAGCUGGAGCAAGACCAAGAUUUGAGAAUUGAUGAUGUGACAGCCACAAAAGAAACAGAGACAGAAAGGAGAAUGAUUACAGUUAGUUUGUGGUGCAUUCAAACGUUUCCAAAGGAUAGACCUACUAUGAGUAGAGUAAUCGAAAUGUUGGAAGGCAACAUGAAUUCUCAAGAAAUACCCCCAAAACCUGUUCUUUCUUAUCCCUCAACUGGAUUGGUGGCAGAAUGGACCACUAGUUCCUUGCAGUCUGAGUAG